This is a messenger RNA of Ambispora leptoticha, 744 nucleotides long. Lineage: Eukaryota; Fungi; Glomeromycota; Glomeromycetes; Archaeosporales; Ambisporaceae. The record is from the annotation of a GenBank genome assembly.
AUGAAAUUCGUAUAUCACAGGCUUCUUUUUUCACUAGUUAUUUGCAUUUAUUUGACUCUCGUCAUCAGUUUCCCAUUAAGUGAAGACGCCAAAUCAAACAUCAGCAAUAGUACGUCCUCUCCAUGUGAAGAAUAUUUUAAAGUCGGCAAUUGCAGCUCAUGCCAAAAAACGGCUUACAGAACUAAGGAUGAUAAUAUUGCAACUUGCUGGGGACUCUACAACAUUACUCUUAUUAGUAAUGAUGCGUCUUUAUUGACGAGUAAAUGCAAUUUACCUUGCAAUCAAACCGCACUAUUGACUUUAAACGCAGAUAUCCAGAGAGAUUGUAAACAAGAAUUGAUUAAUUGGGUAAAAAAUUCUACCAAUGUUGAUACUUUAUCGUAUCUUUGGAAAGAUGUCUAUUCGGUAAUACCAUAUAGACAGUCUAUAUGCACCAAAUCUUCUGAUGGAACAUACUGUGCGAUCGGUGUUCGCACACAGAUAACAGAGUAUCUAUCGAGUUUAUCAGCCCCUGACGCACAAGUAGCAUUUGAGCAUGAUCUCGACGGAUCAGUUUCAUACGGUGACCCCGAAAAAACAGUUGCAUUACCGAAGAAUAUACGUUGCAGUGAUUGUUACAUAGCCAUGGCACAACCUUGGAUUGAUUUUGCCGAAAAGAAUCCGUCGCCAAUUCCUGAGCUUCAAAGUGAAUUACAAAAAUAUAUUGAACCGAUUAAAGGAAAUACGACUCAAUGCGCAAAGUAG